CAUUUUAACUCCUUAAUUUUGUUGAUGGCAGAGCUACAGUGCUUGGACCAGAUUUGACUUAUGUUUUGAGGAAAAUGCUUGGACUUUCUGAAGGACUGAACACACUUGGUCUCCUGGACCUGAUGAAAAUUCACGCCAGCAUCUUGAAGGAGGUGUUUUCUUCAUCUGAGAGGCCUCUAAAGGCCACAGACUUGAUCUCCCUGUUCCAAGUGACACUGUCCCCUCCUGGAAGCAACCGGUGGCGCCUGGAGAAGAGAGUGGAAGGGUACUGGAGAGACUUUCUUCUAGAUGUGGAGGAUGGUGUGUUUGAGGUCACAAUGGAGCAAAUUUUGGUGUUUGCCUCUGGAGCCGACAGAGUACCCGCUCUUGGUUUUUCUCCUCACCCAACGCUGAACUUCAUUCACGACGCAGGGCGGAAGUACCCUGAAGCUAACACCUGUCUUGUAAAUUUGAAACUUCCUAUCCAUGACACUUACAGACAGUUCGCCAAGUUUAUGUGCGAUGGCAUUAUUCACGCUCCCACUUCUGGUCUGGCUUAAAGUCACUGACAGCUAUUUUCAUAAUGGCUGAACUUUGAAUGUCCUGCCUGCUAACGUUGUUCUCAGGUGAUGAUGUUAAGAUGAUUUGAGGUAAUUGUCUACUUAGGUCUGUAGUUGAUGACCAGUGUGACACGUCCUAAUUAAAAGCUCUGAAUAAUCAACCAAAGUAGAUGAGGUUUGUUACAGAACUUGAGCAAUGCUGUUUGAAAGUGCAUCUCUACUAAGAAACUGCAGCCACGUCUCCCUAUGCUGCCAGCAAGCUAACUGCCAGGUUGUAGGCCUGGUAUUGUAGGAAAUUGGAGAUAUUUUCCACGCAGCUAAGUAAAUAACUGUUAAACAUUUAUCACUAACUACGUUUUGUAAUGUCACAUGUUUAAGUAACGUUUCAGCGGACAGCUUUAGGACUGUAACACAUUGGUGAUUGAGUUUCCUGCCAUUAACGUUAUGACUUUUAAUUAUUAUUUUUAGUUAAUGUUAUACCGGGAAGCGGAUUUUUAUUACUUGGUAGAAACCAUCGACUGUAGAGUCCCAAUUAAAGACAGGGCAACAUUUACUGUUAAUACCAUGAAACUGAGUGCCAGAUUCCCCAACCGGCCAACCCCUUUUUCUUUCAACCUCUCUGGCAUGCUCCCAUUCGAUACUGAUAUAACGUUACAUUUUAAUUAUUUUUAGGCGAUGGAACAUUAACCUUACUGACUGUGUUUUUAAAUAAGGAGCAUCUGUGCUGGAGGGGUUUUCUGACUGCUAACUGUUAGCUGUGGUGGUGGGAGGCGGCUGGUCCGGUUUGAAACGGAUCGCUGGAAUGUAUUUCCCCCAUUUAUAAUCAAAACACUAGUGGGGUGCAGUGUACAGCUUGGACAGAUAACAUUACACUGUUGUGGAGGUUGACUUCAGGGAAUAAAGUAAGAUUAUAAGAUUA
Micropterus salmoides (largemouth bass) is the source of this 1458-nucleotide messenger RNA. Its product is annotated as G2/M phase-specific E3 ubiquitin-protein ligase-like. NCBI's taxonomy places the organism in Eukaryota, Metazoa, Chordata, Actinopteri, Centrarchiformes, Centrarchidae. The transcript is spliced from 3 exons. Gene Ontology annotation, molecular function: ubiquitin-protein transferase activity. Bases 75 to 539 code for a protein of 154 amino acids. The record is from RefSeq and is a predicted model, not a curated record.